This is a messenger RNA of Aedes albopictus (Asian tiger mosquito), 2761 nucleotides long. It is a transcript of the gene temp, whose product is annotated as protein prenyltransferase alpha subunit repeat-containing protein 1-B. Gene Ontology annotation, cellular component: cytoplasm. Gene Ontology annotation, biological process: protein prenylation. Bases 1146 to 2273 code for a protein of 375 amino acids. Gene Ontology annotation, molecular function: protein prenyltransferase activity. The transcript is spliced from 3 exons. Lineage: Eukaryota; Metazoa; Arthropoda; Insecta; Diptera; Culicidae. The record is from RefSeq and is a predicted model, not a curated record.
GCAAAUGCGAUUUUUAGUUUAUUUUAUUCAACUUUUAAUCUAAGAGGCUUGAUAUACACAAUUAACGAUGACCUAAAUUCUAUCGAAUGUUGAGCAAUCGUAAACAACAUCUUUCCAAAUCUUAACAAAACCUAAGCUAUAGUUAUUUGCACAUUAAACUCUGCGGAAAUGCUGUUUUACGAUUAGGGGCAGUGAUAAGUCUGCACAAUUUCUUAACUUUUUAAGGCACUUUUGAGAAAUUCCUGCAAAGAUCCCAGUAGGAAUUGCUAGGAAAUCUCAUCAUGAGCUACUUGGGAAACGUAGCAGGAUUGUUUGAAAGAAUUCCAUCAGGAAAUUCUAUAGGUAUUUCAAGAGAAAUUUCUAAAGGAAUCCAAAAAGAAUUCCUGUUGAGAUUUCAACAACGAUUUUUCCAAGGAUUUAUCUACGAAGUCCUCUUGUGAUUCCUUAACCCUCCUUUGGCAUUAUUAGGGUCAUUUUUUAAACAAACCUUACACUACGUUAGUGAGCUGCUGCCAACGUUAUGCAAAAGGAAUGUUAACGGAUUUAUUCCAAAAUUCCUCUAUGAGUUCAUGUUAGAAUACUUUCUCAGGACUUUUUGAUAGGAUUCCACAGGAAUUCUUACUGAUUUCUCAAAAAAAUCUAUUUUUUUUUUCGGGAGUCCUUCGGUAAUUCAUAAGGACUCAUAGCAGUAAUUGCCAGUAAUCCCAGCUAGAUUACGGGAUGGAUUACUAACAGCCAUCCUUGUGGAUAUCCCUGGAGAACUAAUAGUAAGAAUACUUAAGAGUAAUUACGAGAUUACUGAAAAGAAUGUUUCGAGAAAUCCAUGGGGGAAUCACAGCCGAAGCUUCUGAAGGAAUACCAGGAGCUAUUAGUGGGAGCAUCCCAAAAGAAUUUCAGAAGUAAUCAUCGGAGAUGUUUGUGCAGUAAUACCAUUACAGUGCAGUAUUAGAAUUACUGGAGGAAUUCCAAGAAGAAUUUCUACAGGAGUCGUUGGAGAAAUCUCUGGACGUCUGGAAUCACUGCAAAAAUUACUGGAGGAAUCCCAGUAAAAAUAUCUGGAGAAGGCAUUAUUGGGAAAAUGCCAAGAAGUAUCUCUGAGGAAAUCUCUGGCGGAAUCACAAAAAACCGGAUUUGAGAUAAUACCGAUGCCAUCCAACACGAACAAAUCGCCGGUCAUUCACAUUGAGCACAACCUGGGACUGCAAUCGUGGUGCGUCAAGUAUAUCUACGAAUAUGCCCACCGGUUGCUGCUUCGACACAAAGCCGAAUGCCAAAAGCUUUCCGGAGGAGGAGGCCCGGGUCAGAAUUCGACCAAUCUAGUUGGAAGCAGUUCCGGUGCAAUGCUGAGCAGCACCACCGGCAAUAAUGCAAUCAUCAAGUACCUGAACUGUGCCAUCUUGAUCAAUCCGGAUGUGGCGACAUUUUGGAACCUGCGAAGGCAGUUGUUCGCCAAAAAUCGGCUCGACAUCACCAAGGAGUUUCAGUUUUCUGCAGUGGUGCUCAGUAAAAAGCCCAAAUCGAAUGAGGCGUUCGCUUACAGACGGUGGCUUUACUUGUUUCAAAGUUACGAUGCUAUCGAUUGGGCUUUCGAGAUAGGACUGUGCGAGAAAUGUGCCGAUAAGAGCACUACCAACUAUCACGCCUGGUGCCAUCGACAAUGGGUCAUCAUGAAGGCUCCUCAGCUGCUAAAAUUCGAGAUCUACAAAACGGAAAAGUUCAUCCGCAAGCACAUCCACGACUACAGCUGCUACAACCAUCGGCAGUUCGUUCUGGCGAAAAUGUCCGAAACAUCGUUCUUCGAUGAACACGAUGAGCAUGACUUCGAUGAGCUAAUGCAGUACACUGGUUCGCUGGUGAGUUCAACAGUCGCAACGGUGGACGAUCUGUUGCGCUGGCUAAUCCCGACUGCCAAUAGAGAAUCCCUGAACGAAUCGAAGGUAAGAUCGUUCUUAUUUUGCCUUAACCUAGCGGCGUACGAUUUGAAACUUUGUGAAGAACUAAAAUCAGCCUACGGCGAAUCCUUAGCGUUCGAAAAUCAUCGUAGGUUUAUGAUAAAGUUCAUUAUCGACCGUUGUCGGAGUGCACCCAGCACUCUGACACAGGAUACAAACGGACAAUGUUCCGCCAUGUGCAAUCAACCAAUGUCGAAAAUCACAAAACUAGACGAACAAGACAGUGCUUUCAUUCGGGCUAUCGAAAGUAACGAACAAACGCGGUCCACGUCACAGCACAAGAUGUGGUGCAAACUGUUUUUAGGAUUUGAUUUCGAAUGAGCUUUAGUAAUCCACUUUUUCGUUACCUUUCAACACACACAGACCAUAGCACAUAUUUUAGAAGAGUUCCUAAUCUUUUAAGUAGCGCUGAAAUGAACAAAUUCUUACUCUAUCUGCUUGGAAACUUUUCACUUGUUUGUCCUGCUGUUGACGAAUCAUGCGCUUUUAGUUGUCCCACACGUCGACGUAGAAUGUUGUUUCUUUUAUUAUUUUUUUUUUUUAUUUAUGUUGUUUUAACUCUAAUAGGAUAGUAUUUUCAAAACCGACGAUUAAGAAAAAAGUGAUAUGAAAGUCUCGAAAAACAAAGUUAGCGAACGAGCCGAUAAAUUUCAAAUCUUCAGCUUGAAACGUGACCAGUUCAGUAUGUGGAUCCUCUGGAACAGUCAUUAUAUUAAUGAUAGUUAAUUUUUGCUAAGAGUUUGAUUAUUUUGAAAGACAUCGCUGAAAGCAAUAAAUUUCAUAUAUUAACAUUUAUUAAAGUAUUACAA